This is a messenger RNA of Saxophila tyrrhenica, 1050 nucleotides long. RefSeq lists its product as uncharacterized. NCBI's taxonomy places the organism in Eukaryota, Fungi, Ascomycota, Dothideomycetes, Mycosphaerellales, Extremaceae. Bases 1 to 1050 code for a protein of 349 amino acids. Gene Ontology annotation, cellular component: mitochondrion; mitochondrial inner membrane; MICOS complex. The record is from RefSeq and is a predicted model, not a curated record. The transcript is spliced from 3 exons.
AUGGCCGACUCGACGUCCACGAAUACUCCGGCAGCCCCCGUGAGCCGGACGAACCGGCCGAUGAGCGAGGCUCUCCUCAACGAGAAGUGGGACCACUGCCUCAGCACCAUCCUCAUACGAAGCACACUGGGCGCGUCCUUCGGCGUCAUAUUCUCGGUUCUCCUGUUCAAGCGAAGAGCGUGGCCGGUGUUUACAGGUCUUGGGUUCGGAGCUGGGAGAGCGUGGGAGGAAUGCGAUAGUAAAGUUCGACCCGCCAAGCCGAAAUCGGAAAUGCUUGCGACCAAGUCCGAUAACUCCAGGCCAUCCACGAACAACCUCCUCACUACUUAUAUCAAGUUCCUCGCCGCCUAUGCAGAGUACUACAGCAGGAAAGCAGAUCAAGCUUCUGAGGCCUCGUCCGAAAGUCCGACACCAACAAUGGCCGCCAUCUUCGAUCCAUCCGACCCAGCAUCACCGCUCGCUUACGAUGCAUCCCAAACCGCCCUCCUACUAAUGGAUUACCAAGGCCUGAUCAUCUCGCACUGCGGCCCAUCCGCACAAGCCGCCCUCCGCACAGCCGCGAAUAUGCGCAACUGGGCGCUGAAACACGGCAUCAUGGUCCUCCACUCCGUCCUCGACGUCCAGGGCACUCCACCACCGACCUGCAAAGGCGCAGCCCGCAUAUCCCAAAUGCUCGCCUCAGCAGCCAAAGACCCCUCUUCCGCUGAAGAGCCGACCGAAAUCGCCUUCAGCCAGGCCGACGGCGAGUACAUCGUUCUCAAGCCCGCUGGCACGAUAUCAGCUUUGAAGUCAAAAGGCGCAAUGGAGUUGUUGCGGGAGCGUGGGGUGCGGAGUUUGAUUCUUUGUGGGCUUUCGACUUCGGGGGCGGUGCUGAGGACAGCCAUGCCGGCGAUGGAUGAGGGGUUUGUGGUGACGGUGGUGGAGGAUGGGUGUGCGGAUCGGGAUGAAGGGGUGCAUGGGGUGGUGAUGGGGAGUGUUUUGCCAUCGAGGGCGCAUGUUGUUAAGGCCGAGGAGUUUACGGGCGAGUGGGAGGGGAAGGGGGAGGCGUAG